AUGACUGGCUUGUUGCCUUCCACAGAGCACCAGUUUUCCCACUAUGCGCAAUCAGCUCCUCAGUCUGCUCUCAUUACCCAGAUUCCUGGCUUCAGCGGCACUCUUCCUUCAAAACACUAUUCUGGGUAUGUGACAAUUGACCAAAGUCAUGGGAGGAACCUGUUUUACUAUUUCAUUGAAUCCGAAAGGAAGCCGUCGGAGGAUCCAGUGGUUCUGUGGCUGAAUGGUGGACCUGGAUGCUCCAGCCUUGAUGGCUUUGUCUAUGAGCAUGGGCCAUUCAAUUUUGAAGCAGCCAAGACCAAGGGAAGUCUGCCCCAACUGCACUUUAAUCCAUACAGCUGGUCAAAGGUUUCCAACAUUAUAUAUUUGGAUUCUCCUGCUGGCGUUGGUUUUUCUUACUCAGAAAACAAAACUGACUAUUAUACUGGUGAUCUAAAGACUGCCUCUGAUAGCCAUACGUUUCUCCUAAAGUGGUUUGAACUUUACCCGGAGUACCUCUCCAACCCAUUCUUCAUUUCUGGUGAGUCAUAUGCUGGAAUCUACGUGCCAACACUUUCUUCUGAAGUGGUGAAAGGAAUCGAUGCCGGUGUAAAGCCCAUUCUCAACUUCAAGGGUUAUCUGGUGGGAAAUGGAGUUACGGAUGAUAAAUUCGAUGGUAACGCUCUUGUUCCAUUUGCACAUGGAAUGGGACUGAUAUCAGAUGAUCUAUAUGAGGAGGUUAACAAGGAGUGUGGAGGAAACUACGUUUACCCAGUCAAUGAUGCUUGUGGGAGCAAGCUUGAGAAAGUUGACAAGAACAUAGAAGAAUUGAACAUAUAUGACAUUCUAGAACCAUGCUAUCACGGCACAGAUUCAAUGAAGAUUAAGACAACUACAAACAGUAGAGUGCCAUCGAGCUUUCGACGGUUGGGUGAGACUGAAAGGCCUCUUGCUGUGAGAAAAAGGAUGUUUGGUCGUGCCUGGCCUCUUAGAGCUCCUGUGAGAGAUGGAAUUGUUCCAACUUGGCCAGAACUUAUGAAUAGCGAAGACGUUCCAUGUACUGAUGAUGAGGUUGCUACUUCAUGGUUGAACAAUGAAACAGUUAGAAAGGCAAUCCAUGCAGCAGGGGAAAGCUUGGUACCUAGUUGGGAAUUGUGUACUAGCGGAAUCAGAUUUACUCAUGAUGCUGGGAGUAUGAUCAAAUACCACAAGAACCUCACUGCAAAGGGUUAUCGGGCACUUAUAUAUAGUGGUGAUCAUGAUAUGUGUGUACCUUUCACUGGGAGUGAAGCAUGGACUAGAUCACUUGGUUAUAAGGUUGUGGAUGAAUGGAGGCCAUGGACUUCCAAUGGACAAGUUGCUGGGUAUACACAAGGGUACGAAAACAACCUUACCUUCCUAACCGUAAAGGGAUCAGGACAUACCGUUCCAGAAUACAAACCGCGGGAGGCGUUUGAUUUAUUUAGCCGGUUUUUGGCUGGACAACCACUAUAA
Molecule: messenger RNA, 1473 nt
Organism: Prunus armeniaca (apricot)
Lineage: Eukaryota; Viridiplantae; Streptophyta; Magnoliopsida; Rosales; Rosaceae
Source: the annotation of a GenBank genome assembly